AUGACUUCCAUCAAACCGUUUGAGAUGAACGACUUGUUCGACUUGAAUCCAGUGAAUCUAGACCCCUUCACCGAGAACUUCAAUCUACUGUUCUACUUCCAAUACGCUACUCAGUGGCCAGACCUCUUCUUCAAGUCGGUGGAAGAGGCUCCUGAAUUUGCUCCAAAUAUAAGCGGAUAUAUGAUGGGAAAGACUGAGGGUCAACUUGCCAAAAAGGAGUGGCACACACACAUCACUGCAGUUACCAUAAGCAGAGACUACAGAAGACUAGGACUUGCCUCUGACCUUUGUUUGCAUUUGGAAAGAAUUACGGCAGUGCAGCCUUACGAAACACUCUUUGUUGACCUUUUCGUGAAAGUAACCAAUAGCGUGGCCCGGCAGUUGUACGAGAAGUUGGGCUAUUCUGUUUACAGACGAGUCAUUGGCUAUUACGGCCAGAACUACCCAACUGAUAGAAAUCACACCGACGACGAACUCGACGGCUUUGAUAUGAGAAAGGCACUCCCGAGAGACGUGAACAGAGAGACUGUUCGGGAGAACGGAGAGAAGCAUUACGUCCUUCCGGCCGAAGUUGUUUUUUAG
Messenger RNA from Candidozyma duobushaemuli, 582 nucleotides. Its product is annotated as peptide alpha-N-acetyltransferase complex B subunit. Gene Ontology annotation, molecular function: protein-N-terminal amino-acid acetyltransferase activity. Bases 1 to 582 code for a protein of 193 amino acids. Gene Ontology annotation, cellular component: NatB complex. Lineage: Eukaryota; Fungi; Ascomycota; Pichiomycetes; Serinales; Metschnikowiaceae. The transcript has a single exon. Gene Ontology annotation, biological process: N-terminal peptidyl-methionine acetylation. The record is from RefSeq and is a predicted model, not a curated record.